AUGGCACCCUCCGUCGGUGGUCCUCAAGGCUACACCCCACCCGAGGGUGGCUGGGGCUGGAUGGUGGUGGUCGGGGCCUUCAUCUCUAUUGGCUUCUCCUACGCGUUCCCCAAGUCCAUCACUGUCUUCUUCAAAGAGAUUGAGGCGAUCUUCGAUGUGACCAGCAGCCAGGUGUCCUGGAUCUCUUCCAUCAUGUUAGCAUGCAUGUACGGCGGAGGUCCAAUCAGCAGCAUCCUGGUUAAUAAAUAUGGGAGUCGCCCUGUUAUGAUAGCGGGAGGAUGUCUGUCUGGAUCCGGCCUCAUUGCUGCCUCUUUCUGCAAUUCUGUUCAAGCACUGUACCUCUGUAUUGGUGUGGUGGGAGGUUUGGGAUUGGCCUUCAACCUGAACCCCGCCCUCACGAUGAUUGGAAAGUACUUCUACCAUAAGCGGCCCAUCGCUAAUGGGAUCGCGAUGGCGGGAAGCCCCGUCUUUCUGUCCACCAUGGCUCCUCUAAACACCUGGCUUUUUGACAAGUUCGGCUGGAGGGGAAGUUUCUUGAUCCUGGGCGGUCUUCUCUUCAAUUGCUGUGUCGCUGGUUCCCUCAUGCGUCCCAUUGGACCAAAACCCAAACCCGCCGAGAAGAGCACAGAGAAGAAGACUGUAGUGCAGACCGUUGACAGCUUCAUCGACCUCUCUCUGUUCAAGCACCGCGGCUUUUUGCUCUAUAUUAUGGGCAAUAUCAUCAUGUUUUUCGGUCUCUUUGCACCGUUGGUGUUCCUCAGUAAUUAUGCAAAGAGUAAAGACAUUCCUAAAGACAAGGCAGCUUUCCUUCUGUCUGUGCUGGCUUUUGUGGACAUGGUCGCCCGGCCCUCAAUGGGCAUUGUGGCCAACACCAAAUGGGUCCGGCCCAGAAUACAGUACUUCUUCGCCGCCUCGGUGCUGUACAACGGCGUUUGCCACGUUCUGGCACCGCUAUCGGUAGACUACAAAGGCUUCGUGAUCUACGCCAUGUUCUUUGGGUUUGCUUUCGGCUGGCUGAGCUCAGUGCUGUUCGAGACCUUGAUGGACCUGGUGGGAACCGAGCGCUUCUCCAGCGCCGUUGGGCUGGUCACCAUUCUCGAGUGUGGUCCUGUAUUGUUAGGACCCCCUUUGCUCGGGAAGUUCAAAGACGUGUAUCACGAUUAUAAGUACACAUACCAGGGCUGCGGCAUCGUCCUCAUCGUCUCCAGUUUCAUCCUGUUUGUGGGGAUGGGACUCAACUAUCACCUGCUGGCCAAAGAGAAAAAAGAGGAGGAGAGGAGACCCAGGGUGGGAAGUACAGAACAAAAGUCCAACGGGGACGUCGCUACCAAGGAGAUAGCAGAGGCGAAGAACACAGAAGACACUGUCUGA
Anoplopoma fimbria (sablefish) is the source of this 1371-nucleotide messenger RNA. It is a transcript of the gene slc16a1a, whose product is annotated as solute carrier family 16 member 1a. Lineage: Eukaryota; Metazoa; Chordata; Actinopteri; Perciformes; Anoplopomatidae. The record is from RefSeq and is a predicted model, not a curated record. The transcript has 4 exons. Gene Ontology annotation, molecular function: monocarboxylic acid transmembrane transporter activity. The coding region runs from base 1 to 1371 and encodes 456 amino acids. Gene Ontology annotation, cellular component: membrane. Gene Ontology annotation, biological process: monocarboxylic acid transport; transmembrane transport.